AUGUCUGACGACAAACGAGUCUGCCUUGCCUACUCUGGAGGCCUAGACACAUCCGUUAUACUCCGGUAUCUUAUUAAUGAGGGCUACACCGUGGUUGCUUAUCUCGGCAACGUCGGCCAGGACGAGGACUGGGCCGCCGUCGAGAAGAAGGCUCUGGCUCUCGGUGCCGAGCGCAUGGUGAUCGAUGACCUUCAGCAGGAGUUCCUUGAGGAACUUGUUUUCCGUGGCAUCCAAUGCAAUGCCAUUUACGAGGACCGAUAUCUUCUCGGAACCAGUCUUGCUCGGCCAGUAUUGGCACGCGCCCUCGUCCGCACCGCCCAAAAGUACAACUGCAAGAUUCUCAGCCACGGAUGCACUGGCAAGGGGAAUGAGUAUGUUCUUGCAAAAACCAUGGCCCUAGGAGCAGAGCUGCUGGCCGGGAGCAGUACUGGCAAAGACCAGGCUGCCGGUGAAGGUCAUCACAGCUGCGAGGACCGCAGUCACAAAGCGAACAAUGAUGACCUUCCGGGAUCGGCUUUCACUCCCGUCUCUGAAGGCUCCCGGGACCCACACGGCGCCCGGAAGUUUCUCAACACCAUCAAGUGCCAGGUUAGGUUUGAAUUAGCUUGGCGAGCACUCGAUCCUACUGUGUCUAUCAUCGCCCCGUGGCGCAUGCCGAAGUUCUUCAACCGCUUCCAGGGCCGACAAGACCUCCUGAAGUUUGCCGCCGAGAACAACAUCCCAGUUUCGUCCUCUCCCAAGUCUCCCUGGAGUCUCGAUGCCAACCUGGCACAUACCUCAGCCGAAUCGGGCAUCCUCGAAAAGCCCGAGAUGGUUGCGCCCAAGGAUGUCUGGACCAAAUCUGUUGACCCGCUCGAUGCGCCCGAUGUUCCGACCAAGUUCUCUGUCACCUUCAAGGCCGGCAUCCCCGUCAAGCUUGAUGUGGAAGGCGGUGAAACCUACACCAACUCAGUCGAGCUCUUCAAGAAGCUCAAUGAGAUUGCAGGCGCCAACGGCGUCGGUCGAGUUGAUAUCGUCGAAUCUCGCUUUAUCGGAUUGAAGAGCCGAGGCUGCUACGAUGCCCCAGCCCAUACGGUGCUGCGUCUAGCCCACGUUGAUCUCGAAGGCAUGACCGUGGACUCCAAGGUUCGCGCAAUUAUGUCCUGGAUCGGAAACGAGUGGUCCCAGUGCCUCUACAAUGGCAUGUACUUCUCCCCCGAGCGUGAGCUCCUCGAAAACUCCAUCAUCUACAGCCAGAAGCAUGUGAAUGGCACAGUCAACAUGAUGGUAUACAAGGGAGCAGCUCAUGUCCUUUCCCGCUCUGCGCCGGACAGCAACCUGUACAGUGAGGAACAGGCAAGUAUGGAUACUCUCGAGGGAUUUAGCCCAGAGGAUACCAGUGGCUUCAUUGCCAUCCAGGCGAUUCGCCUGGAGAAGUAUGGCGCGGCCAAGAUCCAACAUGGCGAACCCCUGGUUUAG
Messenger RNA from Trichoderma gamsii, 1458 nucleotides. Its product is annotated as argininosuccinate synthase. The coding region runs from base 1 to 1458 and encodes 485 amino acids. The record is from RefSeq and is a predicted model, not a curated record. Gene Ontology annotation, cellular component: cytoplasm. The transcript is spliced from 13 exons. NCBI's taxonomy places the organism in Eukaryota, Fungi, Ascomycota, Sordariomycetes, Hypocreales, Hypocreaceae. Gene Ontology annotation, biological process: urea cycle; L-arginine biosynthetic process. Gene Ontology annotation, molecular function: ATP binding; argininosuccinate synthase activity.